ACAACUCCAACCCAGGGACGCCCCGCCCCUCUGUCUCUGAGCGUGUCCCUCGAUCACCAGGGAGUCAGCGGAGCACUGACCCCUACACCCAGCAACCAUCCACACCGAGGCCGCAGAAGGGCCCUGAGUCCUUCAUCCAAGCCCCAGUGGAGAACUUCACCCCUCUGGCCCCAGGAGAGACCUUCACCCCGACCCCCCACCAGUCUCCAGGAAAACAACAGGACUCUUUUCCCAGAAGCAGUCAGACCCCAAAGCACCCUGGGAUGCCAGAAGACAGUUUCCCUGGUCAAACUCCAGGCCACGACCCCUUUGAGCAGGGUCACAUGACACCAGGCCUUUCACAGAUUGAGAAGACAGCAGCCAAUGAAAUGGCAGUGCUGGGUGUGGCCUCUCUAGAUGGACCAAUGAGCAUUCUCCCGCAGCCUGGUGACUCAGAGGAGAAGUUGCGACAGCGUCAGCGGUUGCGUCAGCUCAUCCUGAGGCAGCAGCAGCAGAAAUGUGCAUUACGUCAGGAGAAAGGUCUCCAGGAACCAGCUUCAGGACCACCUUCAUCUCUUACUGUUCCACCUGCUCCUGGUUCAGGGACACCCCGUCACUGGUCUCAGGACGACCCUUCAACUCCUCCAGCAGAAUUGUUUGCACGCCCCCCACCUCCCUACCCCGGCACUGUGAGACCUGGUGGUCUGGCAGUGGCUCCAGUUUCGAGCUUCCCUGGAGGUUUCUCAGGGGAGCAGCAGAGAAGCUUCACGCCCAGCGAUGCUCCGUUCCCCAGGCAGAGCUUCCCCAGAGAGCUGGGUGUUAGAGGACCGGUCCUGAGGUUCACUGUUCCUCCAGGAGCUCCAGUUCCCCAGGACUCAUUUUUGCGACCUCCCCAGGGUUCGUUGCCUGGUUCUGGGCUCAGUGGAGCAGAGGGAGUCCCGGUCCAGAUGAGGAGGCCGUUGACUGGAGAGUUCACUGGCAACCGACCCCUCCCCAGUCCUAACGCUCUCCCACCCAUGAUACCAGGUGUCCCCCAGCCGUUCCUCCCACGUUCCCUCCCCAUCCAACAGCACAGCAUCAGGGGACAGCCUUACAUCGAGCUCCGACACCGGGCCCCUGAGAAUCGCCUGAGGCUGCCCUUCCCUCCACCUGAGGCCCCGCUGCUGCACCCCAGAGACCCACAGCUGUCCAGCGUCAGGCCCAGUCAAGGUCCUAGGAUGGGCGAGAUCCCUCUGGGCGUGCAGAUGGUGAUUGCGGGUGGCGUGGAGCAGCUGAACCAGCAGCACCUCAGCCACACGACAGCUCUGACUCAAAGUGGCCCAGAGUCAACUCUCCCAGUGGCUGAGGGGAUUGAGGAGCACCUGGAGGGGGAGGAGUCUGCUGUGAAAGACCUUGAGGAUGUGGAGGUGAAAGAUCUGGUCGACCUCAACCUGAACCUCGACCCUGAAGACGGUAAAGAGGACCUGGAUCUGGGUCCUAACGACUUACAUCUUGAUGACUUCCUGCUGUCCGGUAAGUUUGACCUGAUCGCCUACGCUGACCCGGAGCUCAAUCUGGAGGACAAAAAGGACAUGUUCAACGAGGAGCUGGACCUCGGGGAGCCGGAUGACAAGGACGGGGGAGAGAGGAGUGAUGUUGCAGAGGGGUCCAGAAGGACAGAUAGCCACUUCCACCCGACGGCCCAGGUUAAACAGGAAGUGAAGGACUGCGUUAAGAUAGAAGUUAGAGACGAUCCCUCAGCAGACCUGCACCUGACAACACAACCUGGAGCUGUCGCCAGAACUCAAGGACCCCCAGGAGCUCCAGGGACCAAGGCAGCAGGCUCCAGCCAGGUCGGCUCCUCUGCCCUUCUCGCCAAGGAGAAGGUGGAGGACUUGGGGGUCGUUCCUGCUCUUCAGGCCCAUGAACUGGCUCCGAUGUCAGUCAUGGCUCCUAGGGUUCAACCCCCUGCAGCUGCAGGGCAACCAUCCGUCUUCCAGCAGCAGCAGAGACCCUUUGGACCCUCGUCCCUCCUCACCCCUCAUCCACUCUCCGUUCAACCCCCCCAACACCAUCUCCUUCUCAACACUCAGAACCAACUUCCACACCUGGGAGCGUCCACUCAGAACCAGAUGCAGAACCUAAGCAAAGCUCGGCCCCUGCUCUUGGAGGAGCAGCCCCUCCUCCUGCAGGAACUCCUGGACCAAGAGCGUCAGGAGCAGCAGCAGCAGAAACAGAUGCAGGCACUGAUCCAACAGAGGUCCACCUCAGACACUCUGUUCCCCAACAUAGGUAAGACCUGA
Molecule: messenger RNA, 2261 nt
Organism: Paralichthys olivaceus (Japanese flounder)
Lineage: Eukaryota; Metazoa; Chordata; Actinopteri; Pleuronectiformes; Paralichthyidae
Source: RefSeq, a predicted model, not a curated record